GACAUCUUAAACACAAGACACAACUUCUUCGCAAACACGAUCCAUUCUUUCUGAAAUAGUUCCGAAAAUCUGCUUCAACUAUGGCCUAUCGUUGCUUCUCGUCCUUUAUCUUUCCACUUAUUUGUGUCACUCUCUCAGUGAUUAGCAGCAGCGGAGAUGGAGCACGCCAGCUCCUGGAGACAAAACUGCCUGAGAUACCUCAACUCCCUAAGCUUGAAAUACCUGAGCUUCCACCACUGCCUAAAGUUGAACUUCCACCAUUACCUCAUAUUCCAACUCUGCCUGAAUUUCCAAAGCCUGAAGUUCCAAAAAUACCAGAGGUGCCUCCUUUUCCCCAUCUGCCUGAAGUUCCAAAAAUACCAGAGGUGCCUCCUUUUCCCCAUCUGCCUGAGUUGCCUAAACCUACACUUCCUCAAAUUCCACCUCUUCCCAAGGUACCCUCUGUUGACCAUCCUUGAAUCCUUCUUCAAUAGGAUUGAAUUCUUGGAUAUGCAGUAGACAUUGUUGUUCGUCUCGCGUCUAUAUAUUGUCCAGGGAGUACAUAAUAUAUAUAUAUGUGAUUCAUGUUGUUGAGAUUGAUAUUGUAUCAGUACUGUUUCUGUUGGAGUUUGAUAUUGUAUCAGUACUGUUUCUGUUGGAGUGUGUACUCGUUGUAUUUCACUCAUGGUUAUUGAUGUUAUCGAAAUUAUUAUAUAUAUAUAUAUAU
Messenger RNA from Tripterygium wilfordii, 706 nucleotides. Its product is annotated as protein PELPK1-like. The coding region runs from base 81 to 458 and encodes 125 amino acids. Lineage: Eukaryota; Viridiplantae; Streptophyta; Magnoliopsida; Celastrales; Celastraceae. The transcript has a single exon. The record is from RefSeq and is a predicted model, not a curated record.